Messenger RNA from Thunnus maccoyii (southern bluefin tuna), 633 nucleotides. RefSeq lists its product as uncharacterized. NCBI's taxonomy places the organism in Eukaryota, Metazoa, Chordata, Actinopteri, Scombriformes, Scombridae. The transcript has 5 exons. The annotation marks the transcript as partial. The record is from RefSeq and is a predicted model, not a curated record.
CUGGCUGUCAUUUUACUGUUUUCAGCUCUUGUAGGUAACACCUUGGAAGAUGAUAUUACUGCCAGCAGUGCUGAAGUGUUUUCAUCAGAGGGCCGUAGUGUUACUCUGUCCUGUAACUAUUCAGUUAAAGCUGAUAAUCUCCAGUGGUAUCGACAAGAUCCUGGAUCAGCUCCUCAGUUCCUUCUCCUGAUCACUGAUACAACAUCUCCUACUGUGGUGAAUGCAACACCUCCACACCCUCGACUGACUGUUGAACUGAAGACAAAGCGAGUUGAUCUGCAGAUCUCCUCUGCUGCAGUGUCUGACUCUGCUGUGUACCCUGAGAAGGUGAUCAGCUACCUUUCUGCAACUCCAGUUAUAAAUGUAACCAGUCUGUUAACCAGGAGGAAGACUGCUGGCACUGAUUAUUUCUUCUGGUAUCGACAAUAUCCAGGAAAACCACCAGAGUUUCUCAUCUCUCACUCAGGAACAGGAAGUCUGAUAUCAGAUCCAGUACCUAGACUGUCUUUUAAUGUGAGUGCAGAUAAAACCCAAAUGGAUCUGCAGAUCUCCUCUGCUGCAGUGACAGACUCUGCUCUGUACUACUGUGCUGUGAGGCCCACAGUGACAGCAAAGGGCCACAUUAUCAAGUAG